Messenger RNA from Aspergillus homomorphus CBS 101889, 1157 nucleotides. RefSeq names its product zinc-binding alcohol dehydrogenase family protein. The transcript has a single exon. Gene Ontology annotation, molecular function: oxidoreductase activity, acting on NAD(P)H. The record is from RefSeq and is a predicted model, not a curated record. NCBI's taxonomy places the organism in Eukaryota, Fungi, Ascomycota, Eurotiomycetes, Eurotiales, Aspergillaceae. Bases 34 to 1089 code for a protein of 351 amino acids.
GAGAUGAUAAGCUUUUGAGACCAGUUUAGCAAGAUGCCAGGCCUUCUGCAAUCAGCGUUGGUAGGAACCACCGAUGGACAGAUUCGUCUCCGCGACGACAGCCCGGUCCCGGGGGUGAGUGGAAAUACGGUUCUUAUCAAAGUCAAGACGGUAUCGAUCAACCCCGUCGAUUCCAAGAUGGAGGGUGCCUACGUGACUGCCGGCGCUGUGGCAGGAUGCGACGUUGCCGGUGUGGUCGAGCAAGUCGGUCCUGAAGUCCAUGGGGUGAAAGUCGGCGAUCGCGUUUCCACGUCCGUUAUGGGAAUGAACCCCCUCAAGCCGACCGUUGGUGCUUUUGCCGAAUACACAACCGCUCAUGAUCGCCUUUUGUUAAAGCUUCCACCGUCCACCAGUUUUGAAGAAGGGGCCGCUCUCCCCACCAGUUUCCUGACAGCCGGCUUGGCCCUGUUCCAGAACCUCGGGCUCCCCGGUCAUCCUUUCGAACCCAACAAGACACCAAUCAGGGUGCUGGUGUACGGCGGUUCUUCCGCCACAGGCACUGCAGCAAUCCAGCUGCUCAAGCUCGCCGGCUUCGAGGUCCUCACCACAUGUUCCCCUCAUAACUUCGACCUCGUCCGAGGAUACGGCGCGGACACGGUGUUCGACUAUAAGGCGCCCGACUGCGCCGCCGAGAUCAAGAAACACACGCGCAACGGGCUCAAAUAUGUUCUGGACUGUAUUUCCAAUCUGUCCAGCAUGCAAUUUUGCUACCAGGCCAUGGGCCGCUCCGGGGGCAAAUACACGGCGCUGGAGCCUUACCCCGCGUCGAUCGCCAAGACACGCACUGUCAUCAAAGCCGACUGGAUCUUAGCGUUACAGGUCCUCGGCCACGAAAUUGCUUGGCCCGAACCGCACGGUCGCCCGGCCGACGACGCCAUCACCGAUUUCGGCACUGCUUGGACUGCGACCUUGAACGAGUUGCUGGCCAAGGGGCUGAUCCGGUCCCAUCCGCUUAUUGUGCGGGAAGGAGGGCUUGGCAGAAUCCUCGAAGGCAUUCAAGAUGUUCGAUCGAAGAAGAUCUCAGGGAAAAAGCUUGUGUAUACUCUGUGAAUCGCGAUUCGGGCAGAAUAGACUCGCUUCGUUCGCCAGGCGGGAGAUGGUGUGUAUUAGAUAGGUGC